This is a messenger RNA of Anthostomella pinea, 1197 nucleotides long. NCBI's taxonomy places the organism in Eukaryota, Fungi, Ascomycota, Sordariomycetes, Xylariales, Xylariaceae. The record is from the annotation of a GenBank genome assembly.
AUGCCAGCCUUGUCGAGGUCGCAACCGACCCCGCUCACUCAUCGAGAUGCUGUCCCGGAUGGUGAUGCCAGUACCAUCGUGGAAGUCAUCUGCGCCUGGCCGGUAUCGGGUCAGUACGGACCAGGCUCCAGAGUGCUGUACUACGUCCUCAUAGCGGUCUGCAUCUUCGCCGGAAAAUGGCCUCACUUCAGGAACGAAACCGUAGCAAAUGGGGGUCUAGUCUUCCCAGCGGUCGCCGCGCUCCACGGCAUCGUCCUAGCGGCGGUACAUGUCGGUGGUGCUGUCGAUAUGGAUAUCUACGGAGCCUUUCAGCUGUGCGCCAUGGGGAUGUUGGCCGCUCCCAUCACAGUCAGGCUGUCGCACACUUAUUAUGCUAUCGUCUUCCUGUGGACAGCUAUCAUGCUUUCGGGUAAUACCCCACCCUACGACAACGACGUUCACGCGAAUUGGCGCACGCGGUUCGGAGUCAGCGGAAACGACGACGAACCCAUUUCAGGCACAAACGGUGCUACUGUGGGACGAAUGAGGAGAUCUGACAACCUCAUCAGAUUUCUUUUGGGUCUCAUGCAUACUCCGCUAACGGCUGCAGCAUCGUUGGCCAUACUUAUCGUCGGCGAGAGGAACUUCUUUAGCCCCCAAGUGGCGUACCAGACUGAACCCAUCGCCAAUAUUGGUCAAUGGGCACCCAUCGUUGGCACAGCCCUCGCCGGACUUGCGGGCCUGUACAUUGUUCUUGUGUACGAGCGGAAUCCUGUUGACGAAACAGAUGCCAGUAGCGAAACAGAUGCCAGUAGCGAAACAGCUGCCAGUAUCUUGAAAGACCCAGAACUCCCUGAGGAAAGACGCGAGUCGUCAAACAUGGAAAUGACCACAAUGCCGCCUAUGGGUAAUGACUUCGCCGAGAACGGCCCAGGGCAGUUUGGUCGAGCGAGGAACUCGGGAACCCGAUUACUGCAGUUAUCUCAUGGGUCGUCAUCAUCUCCGUCGAGGAUGCCGCUUCGAAGGCAACGCGCCGCCUCUUUGCCAACCAAAGAAAUAUCGUUCGAGAUUCAUGGAUAUCAUCGUUCCCUGGAUGCAAGCCGCGCCGUUCAUGGAGCCGACCCAGACUCCCACGGGGGGGGGAGGAUUCCUAUCGAGCAGUAUUCCAAGUUGAACGACUUCACGACAGUCCGUAUAGCACGAGACACACUCUCUUGA